GGUGGUGUUGCUGGUAUUAGCCAAAGAGGGUUUCUCCCACAGAGAGCAGAGAGGAGAGGGAGAGAGAGAAGUGGGAGAGAAGACGAAUUUCUGAAAGCUGUUCAGAACACUGGAGAGAGAGAGAGAGAGAGAGAGAGAGAGAGUUGCAGAGUUCGGAAUUGAAGAUAAAAGUUAGGCCUUAUCUGUAAUUCUCUAGCCUUCUGACUUCAUCCGAUCCGUUUCCAUGGAUCCCUUCGAUUUGUUUCGGAAAGGUUUUGGUUGAGGCUAUAGAAAUUUGAGCAUUUCCCUACAGAUUUUCUUUUUUUCAAGUGCAUGUGAGCAUUCUAUUUUGUAUUAGCAAAUAAUGAAUGUGUCGAAGAAAGGAACGCAAACCAACGAGGCAAACCUAAGCAUUGGAAGCAAGGUGACAGCUUUGAAUCCGAAUGCUGCUGAGUUUAUUCCGUUCGCCCUCAGAGCACCUUCAGUUGGAAGUAGUAGUGUGCCAGAUUUGACUGAAAGAUUUUCGUCUUCUGGGACGUUAGGAAAAGCUGUUCUAGAUAGGACCGAGUCAUCUGUGUCUAAUAAUUCUGAUGACGAAUCUCGUCAAUUCUGGAGGCACCAGCUACCUGAUGAUAUCAUACCUGAUUUCAAGUCAAUGGGAGAAGAUGAGAACCUAUCUCUUGGAAAUAUUUCGUUGGCAGGCUUAUCGUUGCAUGAUGACAACGAAGCCCCUUUAUUCGCGGCUACUGUUGGCAGUGAAUAUUUGUUGAAUGAUCAGCAACAUUCAAAUCUAAAUCACUUUAAUGGAAAUCAAUUUGCUGAUAGGUUCAGAUUCUCGACUGCUUCGUAUGGAGAAGAUCCAUCUGCAGCUAGUCUUUUCCAAAUUUCGAAUAAACCUUGGCAGAAGCCAGUUCACAACAGUAAUGUACUGGUUAGCAAUGACCGGCACCUUCCUUAUCAUGGAAAUACUGUGAGGGGAUCAACCAUGGAAGUCUUGAGUGAGCAAACAACUAUGGAUGAAAGUGAUACUCUGAACCCUGUUGAUUUCUUGGCUUUACAGUUCCCUGGCUUUGCUGCCGAAAGCCUCGCAGAAGUUUACUUUGCCAAUGGAGGUGACUUAAACCUGACUGUUGAGAUGCUCACUCAAUUAGAGCUUCAAGUCGAUGGUGGGAUAAGUCAAAAUCUGAAUUCCAAGACAAUGUCUGCCCCCAAUCUUAGUGGAAUGGACUUUCCUGCACUUACAGUGUCAGGUGGUCAAAAUGGUCAUCCAAAAUUUGAUGGGGCUGAUCUUCAACAAAGCACCAGUCCUUAUCUUUCUUCUGAUAAGGACGACAUGCUUUUCUUCAAGCCGAGCACCUCCCCAUCUAGAGGUGCUAUUGAUUUUGCUUCCACUGUCAGGAAAUUAGCAUCUCAGGAUUCUGGUAUGUGGAAGUACAAUGGACACGGUUCUGCUGAUGACUCUAUUGGAUCAAGUAGAAGUUCUCAUAAUUUAGGCGGUAAGUACACUACUGGUGGUCAUGGGAAAGACACCUAUAGUGAAAGGUUGCUCCACCGGGGUUCAGCUCGGGCUGCACCCGUUUGGCUCGAAACAGGCGAAUCAGUUGGAAACAUGUAUUCUGAGCAGCGGGAGGAAGCACGUGAUCAUGCACGCCUUCGAAAUGCAUAUUUUGAGCAGGCACGGCAAGCAUACCUCAUUGGUAAUAAGGCUUUAGCAAAGGAGCUGAGUGUUAAGGGACAGUUUCAUAAUGUGCACAUGAAGGCAGCUCAUGGAAGGGCCCAAGAUUCUAUAUAUCGGCAGAGGAAUCAAAUUGGCGCAGACAACCAGGGAAAUGGAAGGGGACACGAACGCAUGAUCGACCUGCACGGGCUGCAUGUUAGCGAAGCGAUUCAUGUCCUGAAGCACGAGCUGAGUGUGCUGAGGGGUACUGCUCGGGCCGCUGGACAACGUCUGCAGGUUUAUAUUUGUGUUGGAACAGGACACCACACCCGCGGCUCCCGCACUCCUGCUAGACUUCCAGUGGCUGUACAGAGAUAUUUGAUCGAAGAAGAAGGCCUCGACUUCAGUGAGCCGCAACCGGGGCUGCUUAGAGUUGUGAUAUAUAAAAUGCUUUUGCGAGCCAAUCUCAAAGUGUCAUCCAUUUCCUCUCGUACGAGUUUCGCCUAUCCCCAAUUCUCCUCUCUGUCACCUUCGUCGUCGUCUUCUUCCUCUUCUCAAUGGUUCUCUCUUCUCCGCUCCGCCAUUGCCAAGGCCGACUUGAAGCUCGGGAAACGAGCUCAUGGAUGUAUCGUAACCUCCGGCGACCUUCCAGACCGGUUUCUGACCAACAAUCUCAUAACAAUGUAUUUCAAAUGUGGCUCUCUGUGUUCCGCUCGUCAGGUGUUUGAUAAAAGUUCCGACCGUGAUCUCGUUACAUGGAACUCCAUUUUGGCUGCCUACGCCCACUCUGCUGAUUCUAGUUUCGAGAAUGUACUCGAGGGCUUUCGCCUCUUUCGUCUUCUACGCGAGUCUGGUUUUUCAGCAACUCGACUUACAUUGGCGCCAUUGUUGAAGCUGUGUGUGCUGUCUGGCUUCAUCCAGGUAUCUGAGGCUAUUCAUGGAUACGCUGCUAAGAUCGGAUUGGAAUUGGACCUGUUUGUUUCAGGGGCUCUUGUGAAUAUAUACUGCAAAUAUGGCCUGGUUGGUGAAGCCCGCUUACUGUUCGACGAAAUGCCUGAAAGGGAUUCUGUGUUGUGGAAUGUAAUGCUCAAGGCUUAUGCUGAAAAUGGUUUAGAAGACGAAGCUCUUCAGUUCUUCUCCGAGCUUCAUCAAAGUGGGUUUCUUCCUGAUUUCUCAAGCGUGCAUCGCGUUCUCAGUGGUGGUAAGAAUGGUGUUUCUGAUCUCAGAAAGAGGUACAAGGAGCAGGUUAAGGCCUAUGCAACGAAGAUGUUUCGGUUCGAAGACGGUUCGGAUGUAUUUUCUUGGAACAAGAAGUUGUCUGGGUAUCUUCAAGCUGGCCACAAUUUAGCAGCCAUUGAUUGUUUCAAGAGCCUGUUGAGAUCAACAGUGGGAUAUGAUAGUAUAACAUUAGUCAUUGUUUUAUCUGCAGUUGUCGGCGCAGAUGAUCUCGACUUGGGCGAACAAAUUCACUCGCUUGUUAUAAAAACCGACUAUGAUUCAGUAGUUUCUGUUUCGAAUAGUCUCAUGAACAUGUACUCGAAGGCCGGGGUCGUUUAUGCUGCAGAAAAGAUGUUCAUCAACUCACCAAACUUGGAUCUAAUUUCGUGGAACACAAUGAUAUCGAGUUAUGCACAGAAUAAUCUCGAAAUGGAGGCGAUCUGCACGUUCAUAGAUUUAUUGCGCAAUGACAUGAGACCAGAUCAAUUUACCUUGGCAAGUGUUUUGAGAGCUUGCUCCACAGGUGAUGAAGGAGAGUAUUACACUCUCAGCUCACAGGUUCAUGGCUAUGUCAUAAAAUGUGGCGUUGUUAAUGACAGUUUUGUAUUAACAGCACUUAUCGACGUGUACUCGAAGAGCGGGAAAGUGGACGAGGCUGAGUUUCUGUUGCGUAACAAAUAUGAUUUUGAUUUGGCGUCUUGGAAUGCAUUGAUGUUUGGGUACAUCAAGAGUAACAAAAGUAGAAAGGCAUUGGAACUUUUGAGUUUGAUGCAUGAAAUGGGGCUGCUGAUUGAUGAAAUCACUCUGGCUACUGCCAUUAAAGCUUCUGGUUGCUUGAUCAAUUUGGAGGUAGGGAAACAAAUUCAAGCCUAUGCAAUCAAGCUAGGAUUCAACAAUGAUUUAUGGGUCAGUAGUGGUGUUUUGGAUAUGUACAUUAAGUGUGGAGACAUGCCAAAUGCUCUUGAAUUGUUUGGUGAAAUUAGCAGACCUGAUGAUGUUGCUUGGACAACUAUGAUCUCGGGAUACGUCGAUAAUGGCGACGAGGAUCGUGCUCUUGCUGUGUACCAUUUAAUGAGGGUGUCUGGAGUUCAACCCGAUGAAUAUACCUUAGCUACCCUUGUCAAAGCGAGUUCUUGUCUAACCGCUCUCGAACAAGGGAAACAGAUUCAUGCUAACGUGAUUAAGCUCAAUUAUUCUUUCGACCAUUUUGUUGGUACUUCCCUAGUCGACAUGUAUUGCAAAUGUGGAAGCGUUCGAGACGCCUAUCGUAUAUUUGGGAUGAUGGAUGUCGGGAAAGUUGCCUUCUGGAAUGCCAUGUUAUUAGGCUUAGCCCAACAUGGCAAUGCUGAUGAAGCUUUGAAUCUUUUCAAAAGUAUGCAAUCAAGUGGUAUUCAACCUGACAAAGUUACUUUCAUUGGAGUUCUCUCUGCUUGUAGCCAUUCUGGUUUGUUCUCUGAAGCCUACAAAUACUUCGACGCAAUGCUCGAAACAUAUGGGAUCGUACCUGAGAUCGAGCAUUACUCGUGUCUGGUGGAUGCGCUUGGUCGGGCAGGACGCAUUCGAGAGGCCGAACGCGUGAUAGCAUCGAUGCCAUUCGAAGCUUCUGCCUCGAUGUAUAGGGCGUUGCUUGGUGCUUGCAGGACUAAAGGAGAUACGGAAACAGCAAAACGUGUUGCUGAUAAACUCCUAGCCUUGGAUCCAUCCGAUCCCUCAGCUUAUGUCCUCUUAUCAAACAUUUAUGCUGCUUCCAGACAAUGGGAUGAUGUUACUGAUGCUAGAAACAUGAUGAAGCUGAAGAAUGUUAAGAAGGACCCGGGUUUUAGCUGGAUCGACGUGAAAAAUAAAGUGCAUUUGUUCGUGGUUGACGAUAGAUCACACCCGCAAGCUGAUUUGAUAUACGAGAAAGUUGAGGAUCUUAUGGAAAGAAUACGAGAGGAAGGAUCUUACGUCCCAGACACCGAUUUUAUGUUGCUUGACGUUGAAGAAGAGGAAAAAGAACGUGCACUGUACUAUCAUAGUGAGAAACUUGCAUUAGCUUUCGGGCUAAUAAGCAUGCCUCCCACGGCAACUAUUCGUGUGAUAAAGAACUUAAGGGUUUGUGGUGAUUGUCAUAGUGCUAUAAAGUGCAUAUCGAAGCUCACCCAGAGGGAGAUCGUUCUAAGAGAUGCAAACAGAUUCCAUCACUUUAGGAAUGGAAUUUGUUCGUGUGGCGAUUACUGGUAGUAUCGAUUAUCAAGUUCAAA
Messenger RNA from Cucurbita moschata (crookneck pumpkin), 5097 nucleotides. Its product is annotated as pentatricopeptide repeat-containing protein At4g33170. The record is from RefSeq and is a predicted model, not a curated record. Lineage: Eukaryota; Viridiplantae; Streptophyta; Magnoliopsida; Cucurbitales; Cucurbitaceae. The coding region runs from base 344 to 5077 and encodes 1577 amino acids. The transcript is spliced from 7 exons. Gene Ontology annotation, molecular function: zinc ion binding; RNA binding; protein binding. Gene Ontology annotation, biological process: RNA modification.